AUUUCCCUGCAGACUGUUUCUCUUUGCUGAGUCCGCUGGGCCACCUCCAGAAGCUCCAGCUCAUCUUUGGCUGUCUCUCGGGCCAGCUGCAGAAGAUGCUGAGUGGCCUGCAAAAACCACUAGAGACGCUGGUGAUCAAUGGAUGUAGGCUCACUGAGAAUGACAUCUCCUACUUGUCCCAGAGCGUUCGUGCCACCCACCUGAAGGAGGUGGUUCUCUGUGGCAAUAACCUGUCCCAAAUGGUUCCUGGGCCCCUUGAGGUUCUCCUGGGGGAGGUGUCAGGCACUCUGCAGCACCUGAACUUGAGAAGCUGUCGGCUGAAGGAAGCCCAGCUCCGAGCCCUGCUGCCUGCCCUGCGCUGCUGCUUCCGCCUCCACGCUCUGGUGUUCUGUGACAACGUCAUCUCCACGUCGGGCAUCGUGAAUGUGCUGCAACACUUAGUGGGGCUGAAGGAGCUGAAGCGUGUGCAGUACCCUGUCCCUGCCGAGUGUGUUGUGUACUUGGAUGCGUACAGGUGGGGGAACCUGAACAGAGUGGAACUCGCCCGUGUGCACGCCAAGUUGCGGGAAAUGUUACAGGCACUACAGCGGGCCCACAUGGAGUUGACUAAUUCGACCUCAGUGGCCUGACUUAUGAAAAUGCACAGCUGACCUGAUGGGGAAGAGGGGCAGCAGUGGGUGCUGGAGCCAUGGCAGUGGGUUUUCCGACUGGAUGGUGUGGCUUUGAGGAAAACUAUGAAAACAAGAAAAAACACAACGAAUGCUCUGGUGGGGACUGCCCUUUCUGGAUCCCGCUGGGGCUCCCUUAUUCAUGACAUCGACAAGCACCGGUCAAAAAUCAGCACUGCAGGUGCUGUUCUAGUGCUGGAUAUAAAAAGACAGCUUCUCCCAGCACUCGUCCUUCUGGUCUGUUUACCCAAAUUCCCUUUCAUUUUGCUUCAGUAUUCCCACUUUGAACACCACGCAAUUGGGUGAGUUUCUUCUUAAAACAUUUUUUUCGUUCAUAAAUUGGGAUCAUUUCAUGUUUAUCAAGGGAAUAGAUGAAUAUAAGGUACUCAACACACAGUUUUCAUUCACCUAUUUAUUCAAAUACUUGUUGACUUCUGUUUUGUUCAGAAACCGCUGUCACUGAAGACAGACGAGUGUAGACAUUCAAGGUGUCUGCUUUCAACGAACGUAGCUUUGAAAGGGGGUGGGGACCACUAAACAGGUCAGCAGCCCAUAAGCCGGUUUCAGAGGAGCGCCAUGAGAACAAUACCAGUAUGAUGAGGGGCUACCGGACUGGGGGGACUGUGGGAUGAUUGAGAAUAUAUAUUGGUCUGUCCUCCGUUCCUGGCACAGAGCUUCUGAAACCCGGUGUCCUUUCCUAAGUAGUAACACUGGGAGCGUCCUUUGUUCCACCAUUUGGCCUUUGACCCCACCCCUGAUGCAGGGCUCUUGAAACACUUAUACAUUCCUAAGUGAUAAGAACACUAGGAAC
Molecule: messenger RNA, 1479 nt
Organism: Ailuropoda melanoleuca (giant panda)
Lineage: Eukaryota; Metazoa; Chordata; Mammalia; Carnivora; Ursidae
Product: melanoma antigen preferentially expressed in tumors-like
Exons: 2
Coding region: 96-629 (177 amino acids)
Cellular component (GO): cytoplasm
Source: RefSeq, a predicted model, not a curated record